Molecule: messenger RNA, 2071 nt
Organism: Marchantia polymorpha subsp. ruderalis
Lineage: Eukaryota; Viridiplantae; Streptophyta; Marchantiopsida; Marchantiales; Marchantiaceae
Source: the annotation of a GenBank genome assembly
UCACAUACGAGUCUCGAGAGAGUGGUCCGAAACUGUGCAUCAUGUGAUGAAUGAUGGAUGAAUGACAGGGUGAGCUGGGAUGGGAUGGGAUGCGCAAUGUAGCAGGAGGAAAAAUUCAAAAGUUUAAAAAUGCGAGUGAACAGUGGAGUGAAGCGUGCCGCGGCGAAAGAGAGGGCGACGACCGAAAGAAAGGAGCGAUAAAAAGUGAUGAAAGACGACGAGCAGUCGGAACCGGGAGUUUCUGACGAAUGAACGCCAGCUUGUACAAUCCUGUCGAGGCAGUUCGCUCGAUCGCUUCCUCUCUUUUCUCCUCCUCUCCUCUCCUCUCCUCUCCAGAUCCACGCGCAGAUUGGGUGAGAGAGGGAGAGAGUGAGAGGAAGAGUGGGAACUGACUGCGGACGCUACAAGCAUUCCCUUCGUCCUCUUCUCGUGACUGAAGGCGACGAGCAGCGCCAAACGGGUUUAGAUGUCUGAUCUAUGAAGGAGUUGGGAGCUUCAGACUGUCGGUGCUGCCCAUGUUUGGAUGCUUGGAAGGUGAAGUUGGACUGCGCGUGUCGGAGGUUAUUUGAGGUGCAGUAUCUGCGCUGUGAAGGAGUAAAUGUGGACGUUUAUGUUUCGAGUUUGCGUUCGUGAUAUCAAGCUCCGGCAGAUGUUUACUGUCGAAGAUAUCUGAAGAUUUCAUGAACUUCGAGCUGAAAUGGCGUUGGAAACUUGUGACUGAGGAGCAACAGGAUUGUGCCCAACAUGGCUAUAGCGAGGACGGGAGUUUUUGUCGAUGACUAUUUGGAAUAUUCCAGCUCUCUACCCGCAGAACUGCAGCGGCUUUUAUCAACCAUGAGGGAAUUGGAUGAACGUUCUCAGACAAUGGUUUCUCAAUUGCGGGAUCAGACAAAGAUGUGUUUAAAUUUGCCCUCUCAACACUCCAAAAAGUCUACCCCUGAACAAGAGGAGGCUGUGGCGAAACUGCGGCGUGAAAUAGAAGUCAAUCAAGAAAAUACUUACAGUCUGUGCACAGAAAAGGUUUUGCUGGCUCAGCAAGCCUAUGAUUUGAUUGAUCAGCAUGUAAGGAGAUUGGAUGAAGAUUUGCACACCUUUGCUGAUGAUUUGAGACAAGAGGGAAAGAUACCACAAGAUGAACCUGCUAUUCUGCCAAUGCCAACCAGUCGGGAGGAAAAGAGGAAGGGUCAGUUUAUGACCCCCCUCGCUAAGAGGUUGGGCAUGGAAAGAGACAGGGAUCGGGAGAGGGAUCGGGACCGCGACAGAGAACGCGAAAGGGAUCGUGAGCGAGACAGUGAGCUCAUGCCUCCUCCUGGUAGUCACAAAAAGAAAAGUCUUCCACCGCCAACAGAUGAUGUUGAUCAGCCAAUUGAUCCAAAUGAGCCCACCUACUGCAUUUGUGGCCAAGUGAGAUUUGUACACUGUCUCAUUGGAGAAGUGGGUGUAGGACUUGUAGAAAAUCUGGCAUAUAAUUGUGUGACGACUGUUUGUCUGUAUCUCCAGGCCACUGGCUUUUCUUCACCAUGCACAUACAUUCCUGUCAUGUCAUGAGCUAGAGAAGGAUUUGACAUGUGGAUGCGAUGAAGGCCUCAAACAUGAGUCUAUAUAUUCUCUGUUUCUUCAGCUUAUUACAGCGUUGAGCGUAAGGCUUCAACAUCGACUGAAAGUAACAUAUCAAAGUCUCCUACUUAAGCUCUACUGUUCAUUCUGCGAUGAACCUCCUUCGCUGGGAGUAGUGGUUGGUUGAACUCAAUCUCAUGAUCUGCUGUUGUCGUAAAGACAAUCUGGAAUCUGGGGUUAUGAAAGCUUGCUGUAGCACUGAUGUGAACGGAAAGUUUCGUUGUUCAAAUAGAUCUGAACAACUUGUAGUCUGUAGCUCUAUGGGAAAGUAAGACUUCCAUACAGGUGCCAAUCUCUCUGCUUCUCAUGUUUCUGGUACCACACAUCCAGGCUCAGACGUGUAUGACCGGAAGACGCCUGGUCUGGAAAUGAGUGUCAUCUCGUUAUCAGAUCAGUCAUAUCAGGCUAUUCUACCAUACUUGAACACCUCCUAUAAGUAUUAUCUUAAAAAACC